Diaporthe citri is the source of this 3537-nucleotide messenger RNA. RefSeq lists its product as uncharacterized. Gene Ontology annotation, biological process: transmembrane transport; metal ion transport. Gene Ontology annotation, molecular function: protein binding; metal ion transmembrane transporter activity. The coding region runs from base 1 to 3537 and encodes 1178 amino acids. The record is from RefSeq and is a predicted model, not a curated record. Gene Ontology annotation, cellular component: membrane. Lineage: Eukaryota; Fungi; Ascomycota; Sordariomycetes; Diaporthales; Diaporthaceae. The transcript is spliced from 9 exons.
AUGGACACACACAGUGGCUUACUUCUAUACAUGAAGACCCAGACCGCAGCCUCUCCCUCUGCCAUGGCGACAGCGAGCCUGUCCAGCUCCAAUGCGCCGGAGCACGUGCAGAAGCACAUCAAGCUGCUCUCGGCCAGCGUCUCGGGCAAUGAGGACCGGGUCCUGGAGCUUCUCACCAGGGAGACCUGGACAUCGCACGCAGACCACCAUGCGCUCCGCCAGGCACUGGUCAAGAUCGCAACCAAGGGCAACCUCAAGGUCCUGCGCCUGCUGCUCGAGCACGGCGCGGGCGUCCACCCCAAGAAGGAUAACGAGCUGUCGCCGCUGUUCAAGGCCGCCGAGGCAGGGCACCUGGCCGUGACCGCCGAGCUGUUGGAGCGCGGCGCGGACCCCAACUGGCGCGGGAGAAACGGCCAGACGGCGCUGUUCCCAACCUGCAUGCGCGGGCACAACGGCGUCGUCAAGGCGCUCCUCGACAAGGGCGCCGACGUCAACGGCGGCAGGAACCAGGACGGCAAGCCCGGUGACAAGGACGGCCGCACGCCGCUGCUCUUCCUCGCCUCGGAGAAGCGCGGCAAGUGGACGCCCGAGACCAUCAAGCUCCUGCUGCAGCAGAGGGACGUCGACCUGGACCCGCGCGACGCCAUCAGCCGCACGCCGCUGCACUGGACGGCCACCAACAACUACAUCGACCUGGCGCGCGCCCUCCUCAGCGGCGAGUCCGGCAGGCAGGCCGACAUCAACGCGUCGCAGAACCGCGGCAAGACGGCGCUCCACCUGGCCGCGGAGCACAACCAGGUCGACUUUGUCGAGCUCCUGCUGGCCUGCGGCGCGUACCAGGAUGCCGUCUCGGACGGGCGGUGGACGCCGCUGCACAAUGCGUGCGACAAGGGCCACGAUGUGGUCGUUGCUAAGCUGCUGGCCGCUGGUGCCAAUGUCAAUGCUGAGCUGUCUAACCGAAUGACACCUCUGCAUUGGGCAGCUUUCAACGGGCAUGGAAAUGUCGUCAAGCUUCUUCUGGAAAGGCCUGAGACGAAUAUAUCUAUCAAAGACCAGUUCGAGCGGACUGCUCUACUCUGCGCAGCUGAACGGCACCAUAAAGAUCUUGUUCAUCUUCUCUCGCCUUCCAGGGCUCCACACAGGUUGUCCGAAAGCGCUCGAGAAGCCUCCAAGCUGUUCUCCGCGACUGUUGUCGACUUUGGUGAUUUCCAGGAAAUGAAGUAUCGAAAGGGCGACGUCCAGGAGAAGAAGAAGCAGUUAGUCUUCAAACCUUCGAUAUACGACUUGCUCUAUGGCUGGGAGGACAGCGAGAAGAACGUGCCAACUGUUCCAAUCCUGGCUAAGAACGUCAAGUGGGAACCGCACUUCAGAUGGAUUCACCUACCUGCCAACAAUAUUGCGUGGAUGGAGACUCUCCUGGCCAAGUCUUUCGUUGAGGGCGGGUUUCGCGACGUCGAAGGCUUCAAGGCUCUGGAGAAGUGUUUUGAUCAAGAGCACCGCGGGUUCCACCACCAUGCGAAAUUCAUGCGAACAUACUGUCAACGAGUUCCGAGCCGUCGUACGGAAAAGGAGGACGUUCCCCUGGGGAGCGUCUCUGAACAGGCGGCCGAGACGAAGGCGCCAACAGGGCCAGCAGUUGCGGAGUCCAUCAUAACAGAUACCUCGGAGAACAGCACUUUGAAGUCGGAAAUCAAGAAGAAGAGCAAGUCUGAGCAAAUUACUGAACGCCACCCAGGGAAACAGAAGCGUAAGAAGGGCAACCCCGGCAACCCGCCUGGUACGAAAGAGGCCAAGCUGAACAGCAGGCAAUCGUCUUUUGCGCCAUCAUUUGCAUCGACGGAAGCAUUCAGACAGCUUGUAAACAAUGGGAAGAUGGUGCUCUUUAUGCCCUUCCUCCACUACGAAACCCACGACCGGCGCCUAAGCAUGGCUGAGACCAUCCAGAGAGCUCGUACGGGGGGCAAGCCCCAGCGGAAUGCAUCGCGUGAUGAACUUCUCAUUCACGCAUAUGUCAAUAACCUACACCCCAGGCGGACGCUCGACCAGUUCUUCUAUCAUGGCAUUGACACCACACAGCGUGAUAAUGACCAGGUUGUUUGGAGAUACUGUCAAGAGCAUCGAAUGGAGCCAAAGGUGUUCAUGGUGGACCAGCUUUGGCUCUGGAUUCUCGGUGGCGAUACCGUGAUAACUUGUUUCCCUCAACGAUGGGAUCAGCCCAAGCAGGAUCCUCUCAACGUCAUUGACGGUAUAGUUGAGGAGACCAACGCAAAGACGAGGCCACCCAUCCAGUCUGUAUAUGACCUAGCAAUGGUGAUUACCGGAAGGGCAUCUGGCUUAUUUGAGUGCGUACUCUCCGGAUUGACACCCGUCAUAGCGCACGAGACGUGCCGGCAUCGACUAGACGAGCAACAAUUUCAGUUCCUGGAUAUGUUUGAGAGCAGCAUCGGGCAUGUGACCGACCAGGAGAGCCGACUAUUCAGCAAAUUCCACAAAGCUUCGGAGAAGUCGACACAAUGGCUCAAACGCUACCGCCGCGGUGUUAGCGGCAGCCAGCAUGAGCUCUCGGAUGACCUACUAAAUAUACACCAGGAGACGAGGCUCUUGUCAGAAAUAAAAGACAUACAAGAUGAGUUGAAUAUUAUAGCGGUGGUCUUGGACUCACAGAUGCUCGUGCUAGAAGAAUUCCACAAGAACAUCGCAGACGAGCUACGCCUGGAGGGAAGCCGCAAAACAACCGACGGCGUGAUCAAGGAGAUCAGGAGGCGUUUCCAAGAACAAGAACGUCUGCUUGAGGUCCACCAGAACGACCUCGAUCGGAUGGAUAGGCAAGCCCGCGGUAUACAUGGCAGCCUGACCAAUCUGCUGGAUCUGAAGCAGAAGCACUCAAACGCCCUGGAAGCGCGGUUCGCUCGGGAGCAGGCGAUUAUAGCCGCGAAGCAAGGCCAAACCAUCAUGGUCUUCACUAUCGUGACUAUCAUUUUCCUCCCGAUGUCGUUCAUUGCCGCUUUUUUCGCUAUCAACUUUCAGGAUUGGGGAAACCAUCUUACCAUAGGAUACGUGACAAAAUACAUGUUCGGAAUAGGACUGGCCAUCUCCUUCGUCUUUGUGUCCAUGGCCUUCCUCGUCCACGACGACAUCUCAGACGCUUGGGAAGUCACUAAUCCGGACCGCGAGAACCUAUCGCCACAGGAGGGCGAGGGCGACCAUCCGGACGACGUAUCGACAUGGACCGUGAGGGACAACAAGCCAGGUACCGCCGGCGCCGCCUCGACAGCUGCGUAUCGGUCGCAUGCGGACGAUGUGGAGUGGAAGAGGGGGGUGCUCGACGGCGCAGAUCAUUAUUCCAUGCGGAUGAGCCGCGACCGGGAUCGUUAUGACCACGCCCGCCUCGGGCUGUCUCCACUUCGGUACGGCGGGCGCAAGCUCAGCCUUGGCAGCGGCCACGGUGUGUCCCUGGUCCGGAGGAGUUUUGACGGUCGCCGUGGGAGGCCGAGUGGUGACCUUGAGAGGGGAAGGGAUCCUUCAAGAGUACGAUGA